CUCUUCAACUUAUUUUCUUCUGGUACUCCAUGUUAUAAACUUACCUUAGCUUCUUCAAUAUAGUUUCAGUCUUAGGGUUUUAACUCUUAACACAAAAGGAAGAUCAAUAGUUAGUUUUCCUUAAACAAGUUCUUUUUGUUUGUUUAGGAAAGCUGUCUAAGUAGCUAGGGUUUCUACUUCUUCAAAGAAGAAGAGAGUUAUUUUUGUUUAGGUUUUUAGAGAAGUUAUUAGCAAUGGAAGAGAGAAAUGAGAAAGAAAAAAAUAUGGAUGAAGUGAUGCUUCCAGGGUUUAGGUUUCAUCCAACUGAUGAAGAGUUAGUAGGGUUUUAUCUAAGGAGGAAAGUUCAGCAGAAACCAAUCUCCAUUGAACUUAUCAAGCAACUUGACAUCUAUAAAUAUGAUCCAUGGGAUCUACCAAAGUUGGCAGCAGUGGGAGAAAAAGAAUGGUAUUUCUACUGUCCAAGGGAUAGAAAAUAUAGAAAUAGUGCAAGGCCAAAUAGAGUAACUGGGGCUGGUUUUUGGAAAGCAACAGGUACUGACAGGCCAAUAUAUUCAUCUGAAGGAUCAAAAUGCAUUGGGUUGAAGAAAUCACUAGUUUUCUACAAAGGUAGAGCUGCAAAAGGUAUUAAAACUGACUGGAUGAUGCAUGAGUUUCGAUUGCCUUCCAUCACUGACUCCACUGCACCAAAGAGAUUCUUGGACAAACAUAUUCCUCCUAGUGACUCAUGGGCAAUAUGCAGGAUUUUCAAGAAAGCUAACUCCAAUGCACAUAGAGCUCUUUCUCACUCUUGGGUAUCACCACCAGUACCUCAAAAUAACACUACAUCUCAUGAUUUUCUAACAAACAGCCACUUCACUAAUUCAGAUGAAAUGCCAUUUACACACAAAACAAGUUCACCUAUCCAAUUUAAUGAUUUACAAAAUUCAUCCAACAAUUUGGCUAGCUUCUCCACAUUAGAUCUUCCUCUUUACAAAACCCUCAACUCAAUGUCUAGUUAUAGACCCCCUCAACAAAUUUCAAUCUCAAACCAUGACCCCAUUACAAGUUAUACAUUUUCUUCAUGUGCUGAAAAUAUGAACAAUAUUGAUGCUUCUUCAUUGCUCUUAAACAUGUCAUCUUCUAUAUUUGGAGAUUAUUCGAUAGCAUUACCGGAGAAUUUGGAAGGUGGUGGUGUUCAUGAGACAACAACCUUAAAGGAAGCUAAUAAUGUGAUCAACAUGCAACAUAUGGAGGAACAAUGGGGAAAUGUUAGAUCUAAUAUUGGACUUCCUUUGAUGAAUAAUUUUCCAUUGAAUAUGGCUGCUGAUGCAUGGAAGACAAAUUUGCUUUGGGAUUCUUCUCCUUGUCCUAGUAGUGAAAUGUCUACAAGUUUUUCUAGUAACAAGUGCUACACUUGAACCAUAGCUACUAAUUUUUAGUGUUGUGUUUUUUAGUUUCAAGCAGUUAGCUUUUGUUUUCUUUCUUUUGAAUUUUUGUUUUCUUUUCUUUUUGUGUACUUUUAGUUUGGACUUAGUUUUCGUUUUGGAUUAGUGUUGUAAAAACUCUAAUGUAGGUUUUUCAAUUGAUUCAUGACAAAUCAAAUCGUUUCCCGAAAGGUUUUGGCCAAGAUAUGGAAGAACAAUUUCUUAUUACAGUCAAACCU
This is a messenger RNA of Lycium ferocissimum, 1642 nucleotides long. Its product is annotated as protein FEZ-like. The transcript is spliced from 3 exons. The record is from RefSeq and is a predicted model, not a curated record. Bases 234 to 1397 code for a protein of 387 amino acids. Gene Ontology annotation, biological process: regulation of DNA-templated transcription. NCBI's taxonomy places the organism in Eukaryota, Viridiplantae, Streptophyta, Magnoliopsida, Solanales, Solanaceae. Gene Ontology annotation, molecular function: DNA binding.